Molecule: messenger RNA, 249 nt
Organism: Acaulospora morrowiae
Lineage: Eukaryota; Fungi; Glomeromycota; Glomeromycetes; Diversisporales; Acaulosporaceae
Source: the annotation of a GenBank genome assembly
AUGACGCAUGAAGCAGCAAAACAUGGUAUUAAUACCAUUCAACCAUUCAUUAAUUUAAACCCAUCCGGUGCCGAAAAACGAGAUCAUUUGGUAACAUCGAUGUCAGGAAUAACGAUGUCAGAAAUAACGAUGUCAGAAAUAACGAUUUCACUCUGUCAUACCGACGUUCGCAAAUUCUCAAGGUCUGUCUCUCUACCCUCGAAUUAUCGAGUCCAAAAAAGAUUUCCUAUUGUUGGUCUGAGACCAUGA